AUGGAGCACCUAAAUAUCACUGAUCCUCAUGUUCAUUCUCCUUUCUACUUCACUACGUCAGUCAACGAUUUCGAUACCAUCGAAGAUUUUGAAGCAAAGGUACUCUGCUUAGCAGGGACAAAAAAACCUGGGGAUUUUUCCUACACUGAAGUGCCUCCCUCCUGGGCAAUCCGAGUGUUUAAAGCUCUAGACGAGGAAUAUCCACACAGAAAAACUUGGAAUAGCAAAGAUCUUGUUCUAAGGCUUAAAAUGCCGGUCCGUGUCCAUGAUUGCCACCAGGCAUGGAUCUCGGGAGAAAUGCAGGAAUGGCGGACUGUGCCUGGUCUAUGGUCACAAGCAGACAAUCGGCUCUGUGGCCUUGGAGUGGGUACCACGAUCGACUAUACCACAGGACCGUUGAGCGGCUCGAAGAAAGAGCCAGAUCUGUUGUUUUGUGUCAACUCAUUACCGUACCCAACCUUCGCCAUCGAGUCGGGGUGGUCUGAGUCCGCUCCAGCCCUCAUGCGCGAUAAAGAUUUACUGCUCAAUGCAGCACAGGGUGAAACUUCAGUUGUUAUUAUUAUCAAAUGGAAAAAGAAUGUUCACAACCAAGUCUCAGCGGGCUUGAAAGUGUUCCGCUGGGGACAGCCUAUCCCAACUGAGGUUAUGACAAUAUUCCCCCGGCCUGCCAAUAGCAGCCAACAGGUUAUCAAUUUAACUCGCAGAGAGGUAAUGGGUCAAGCUUUGCCAUGGGGAAGCAACCCCAACGAUAUUCUACCUCUGCAUGUUGACGAAUUGCGCUCCCGUGCCGUCUAUUAUUUGAACAUUAUGGGCCUCACUCAUGCCUGA
Penicillium taxi is the source of this 828-nucleotide messenger RNA. RefSeq lists its product as uncharacterized. The record is from RefSeq and is a predicted model, not a curated record. The coding region runs from base 1 to 828 and encodes 275 amino acids. NCBI's taxonomy places the organism in Eukaryota, Fungi, Ascomycota, Eurotiomycetes, Eurotiales, Aspergillaceae. The transcript has 3 exons.